AUGUACACCUCCGGCCUAACCAACACCCCCAUCACCAAAAAUCUCCUAAUCUACACAAUUGCCUCAUCAAUCCUCCUCUCCAUCCUCGACUCCAAGCAUCUCGUGUCGAUCUACGUCUCGCCGCAUCUCUGGCAGUACGGACAGUUCUGGCGCGCGUGGAUAUGGCAGGUUGCUGGGUUUGCGAACUCGACGGAGGCGCUUUUUGCGGCGGUUUUGGUUUAUCAUCUCAGGGUCAUUGAGAGGGGGUGGGGGAGGAAGAAGUUAUUGUCGUUUAUUCUCUCAACACUACCGUAUACAACCCUCCUCCCGCCGCUCCUCCUGGCACUCGUUAUCCGUCCCCUAUCCUUCAACACGAUCAAUUACCUCCCCUCCGGCCCCGUGACAACCCUCUUCGCCCUCCUCGCCCAAUACCACGCGCUAAUCCCACACACCUACCGCUACCGCAUCGGCACAUCCACCUCCUCCACAGAACCAACAAGCAAAGGAAUAACCCUCCUCCUCUCCAACAAAAGCACAACAUACCUCCUCGCCUUACAACUCGCGCUCUCGCAAUUUCCGUAUAUGCUCCUUCCGUCUGUGACGGGGUGGUUUGUGGGGUUGGCGUGGCGCGCGGAGGUGUUGCCUGGUGUUGGGGUGAAUUGGAGGGUUCCGGCUUGGGUUGUUGGGGAGAAGGAGAGGGUUAGUAGAGGGGAGGAGGGGAGGUUUGAGGAUUUGAGGAGGAGGUUGGAGGGGGAGGUUGUUGCUGCUGGUGGGGCUGCUUCGGGGGUUUCGGAUGGGAGUGGAAGUGGGGAUAAUAGUGAGCAGAGACAGAGGCAGAGGGGUGCAUAA
This is a messenger RNA of Aspergillus glaucus CBS 516.65, 828 nucleotides long. RefSeq names its product protein dscB (gene dscB). The coding region runs from base 1 to 828 and encodes 275 amino acids. The record is from RefSeq and is a predicted model, not a curated record. The transcript is spliced from 2 exons. Lineage: Eukaryota; Fungi; Ascomycota; Eurotiomycetes; Eurotiales; Aspergillaceae.